AUGGUGGAUGCGCGGUUCUUUUGAAAGGGCUCCAAAGUUGAUCAACAAAUAUUAAAUAUUUGGGUCACCGUCGUAUUUUGUGAAUCAACGCCUACAGUGAUUGGAAAUAAUUUGGUGAGUGUAAUAGCCACAUAUAGCAUUUCAUGUAUGUCUGUGUUGAAACAUUUUGGUAGCUGGCUAGCUAGCUAACGUUACAGUAAUGGUGUAUACAGUACUACUAGUAACGUUAGUACGUUAGCGACUAUAUAAGCCAAAUAUACUUUUCAUCUGUGAACUUUAACGUUCUCUAGCUAGAUAGCUAAAUGUCAACCAAUCUCUUUUGUAGAUAGCUAUUGAAUAUAGUGUUAGCUUUUCAAAAAAUCACACUGAUUCAAAUCUGACAUGAUUUGAUGAUCUCUCAUUUUAAGUGGAACCAUGGACACAGUGGAGACUCGAUUCGCCCAUUUGUUGCAGCCUAUCCGUGAGCUCACGAAAAACUGGGACAUUGAUGUGGCCUCGGAGUUGGCAGAUUAUCUGGAGGAGGUAGGAAUGAGCCCGUGGCAUGCAUUAUGGGGUAAAUCAUGGAAACAAAAUAGACUUCAAGAACUGUAUUAACAACAUUGUUGUGUGUCAACACACAGCCUUGAAUUAAUCAAUGGAGUCACCAACUGGUUUGAAAAUCACACAGACCAAGGCUGGAGUAGACUGUUCAGAAAGCUUUUCCUCUUACACAUUGAUAUACACUGCAUUUACCACUGUCAUAUUGUCUCUAUGGUCUGGCAGUUGGAUGAGAUGUGCAUCUCCUUCGAUGGGGGCAAAACCACUCUGAACUUUGCAGAGGCAGCGCUGCUCAUCCAAGGCUCAGCAUGCAUCUACAGCAAGAAGGUGAGAAGUUCCUUGUUAAAAAAGAACAACAUCAUAUGCUGGUUUCAUAUAAUGUUCCUGACUUGUUGUCCAAAAGUAACUAUGUGAUCCACGACAAUUCAUUUGAUUUCUACUGUGGUAUAACUACGAUAUUGGUAUUGUUCGCACCUUGAGUUUUUGAAAAGCAUGUUACAGAUCAAAUGUAUUAUUAUUAGUGUUUCCCCUAGGAUUUGUUUCAGCAAAGUGGGGGUGUCAUGGUAGCGGGAGUGGCCAACGGCGCCGUCUCCGACCAACAUUUUUUAGAGGCCCUCGAAAUGGGGCAGAGAAUUUUACAGUUUUAAAACUUGUUUCCUUCAAUUCUACACAUGUUUUGUCAAGGGGCUGACUGGCUGAGAGAGAAAAAAAACAGUUUUAAAGCUAAUAUCCUUCAAUUCUUCUACAUUUUGCCAUGGGGCUGAGAGAAAUUGCAGUUUUAAAGCAAAUUUCCUUCAAUUCUACACAUUUUGCCAUGGCUUAUGCCAUGUUCCUAUGCUAUCUAUCUGAGUGACUCAAACGUUAUAACAAAAUCAAUGGGGGCUCCAUGCCAUGACAUUUUAAAAAUGUUAGAUUCUCCCCCAAUGUCUAGUUUUUAUUUAGGUGAUUGUUAGUUCUCAAAGAUGAUCUUAUUAAAAAAUAUAUUGCGCCAUGAUCUUUUCUACAUACUUUAUAUCUGGCUUUAGUGGUUUAAGUAUACACUGAAAAGUUUUUCCAUCCCUCAAAUUAUUUUCAAAACAAAAUCAUAUAUAAUUUUUUUAUCGUAUUUGUUGUGGGGCUGCAACGAUUUAGCAGCCCGCUACUGCUAAAUGAAUAUAAGGGAAACACUUUAUUAUAAUGUAUUAUUGUUUGAUUCAGGUGGAGCAUCUGUACAAUCUGGUGUACCAAACUCUGGACUACAUCAACGACAGAAACAGGAAGUAAGUACAGUGCCUUCAGAAAGUAUUCACACCCCUUGACUUUUUCCACAUUUUGUUGUGUUAUAUCCUGAAUUUAAAUUGGAUUAAAUUGAGAUUUUGUAUCACUGGCCUACACACAAUACCCCAUAACGUCAAAGUGGAAUCUUUUUAGUCAUUUUAACAAAUUAAUAAGAAAUUAAAAGCUGAAAUGUCUUGAGUCAAUAAGUAUUCAACCCAUUUGUUAUGGCAAGCCUAAAUAAGUUCAGCAGUAAAAAUGUGCUUAACAUGAUUUUUGAAUUACUACCUCAUCUCUGUACCACACACAUACAAUUAUCUGUAAGGUCCCUCAGUCAAGCAGUGAAUUUCAAACACAGGAAGACAGUGAAAAGAAGGAAGCCUGUACAAAAUAUAAAUAUUCCAAAACAUGCAUCCUGUUUGCAAUAAGGCACUAAAGUAAAACUGCAAACAAAUAUGUCAAAGAAAUUAACUUUAUGUCUUGAAUACAAAGCGUUGGCCUAGUUAUAGUUGACUAAAAUUGGCUUGAAAAUCUAUGGCAAGACCUGAAAAUGGCUGUCUAGCAAUGAUCAACAACCAACUUGAUAAUGCUUGAAGAAUUUAAAAAAGAAUAAUGUGAAAAUAUUGUACAAUCCAGGUGUGCAAAGCUCUUAGAGACUUACCCAGUAUUGACUCCGGGGUGUGAAUACUUAUGUAAAUUAGAUAUUUCUGUAUUUCAUCUUCAAAAAUGUCUAAAAACAUGUUUUCACUUUGUCAUUAUGGGGUAUUGUGUGUAGAUGAGUGAGGAAAACCCUCCCCAUAUGUAAUCCAUUUUGAAUUCUGUCUGUAGCACAACACAAUGUGGAAUAAGUCAAGGGGUAUGUACCCUGCCUCACUCCCUGUGAACACACAGCACCACUCAAGCCACCAGUCUUUAUGGUGCUCUACUUCCUCACUUCAUUUCUCAUUGAGUUAAAGGGAUUUGUACCUGUCAUUUUCAGGAAAGAUAAACAAGCAGUGACAUCUGGAGAGGGUGACCUGGAUGGGGCCUCAUCCAACAAUGCUAAUGAUGACGGCGGGGUAAGAGAGUGGAGCUGGGGGCGGUGACAGUUGGGCUAGGAAACCCUUGCCAUAGGGUGUGUUUAGCAGGCUUUAGUUCCGGCCCAACACUGUUAUCGCUGGAUUUUACUGAUGUUUGUUGUUCCCCCAGUUUGACUCCUUAGACCAGGAUACAACAGAUGUCUCACUGCAGUCAGAGAUGAAGAAUGAGACCAACACGGUGAGUGUCCCCCUCUGGAAACAUUUAACCCUUUAUAAAUGCCCCUCCAGAAUGUACAAUAUAUUGAUUGGUGUAUCAAUCAGACUAACUGAUUUGUGUGUGUGUCCAUGAUUCUAUCUGUGUAAAUUAUUGUCCUGUGUGUUCCUUAGAAUGUGGACGUGGCCCCUCUUCCCCCUGAGUCUCUGAUUCCUCCUGAGGCGUUUGAGAAACAGAAGCUGCUUCUCAUGAGGUGGGUGCCAAGUCCACGGCCUAAACAGCCCUCAACAUGAUGAACUCUUCUGUAGAAUAACUACAUAACAACUAUGAAACAUUGUAGGCCUUGCCAUUUGUAGCUGCCUUACUUUUUGGUGGAACUAAUUUCUGUAGAGGGCUGUCAUAUCAAUGUUUGUGUGUGUAUGUGCUGCAGUCUGAAGGGAGAGGUGCUGGGCAGCUGUAAGGACUUCAGGAUGAACACGUUCACUCCGGACGCCCUCGGUAUCAUCCGCCUCUUCCUGGCCUCCUCUCAGUCCCACUUUCUCAGGGACGCCCUGUCUGUCGCACCCCUGGCCCCCGUCACCCUGUUCAAGCACCAAGGUAGAGAGGCAUAUGGAUACAGUAUAUCGACAGAUGUACAUUACUGUGUCGAGGUCUAUACACUGUACACAACUGUAGUCAAGCCAAAACAGCCAACUGAUCAUAGAAAACACAUCAUAGAUUUGGUUUCUCUGUGAGUGGGCUGGGAGUGUUUGUGAUGUGUUUAGCCUCCAACAAUCUCAACAGAGCACUAAAUCCCAUACCAUGUUGCCAGGACCAGCUCAAAUGGAAUAUACGGUUCUUUUAAUGUAUAUUUCUAAGCUAAGGCCGGGUGCUGACAUCCUUAUUGUUGUUGUGUCCAGGUGAUGCAGAGCUUGCAGCAGGGGAUGCCGGGGAGGGCGUUGUCGGCGAGGAUGGUGGUGAUGCCGGUGCGGAUAACUUCCUGCCCCUGGAGGACAAUGGGAUGGAGAUGGACCAGGGACCCGAGGAACAUAUUGACAGACACCAGGUAGGAACGUAGAAAUCUCUCGCACACACACACACACACACACACACACACAUUUUUAUAUAUAUAUAUAUAUAUAUAUAUAUGCAUGCAUGCAUGCAGAGGAACUGUAGGUAUCACACAUGCCUAGUUCCAUUACAGCUAGUAACCCCUUUAUCGUAGCCCUUUUAUGGGACCUUGUGUUGAAUUGUGUAAGAUUUGUAUCACCAUGUGUUGGGUUGGGUUUAUUUAUGUCUUGUAUCAGUGUGUUCUAACUUGUUCUCUCCCAGGCCCCCAUUGAAGGGAGGAUGUUGAGGGAGAGGAAAGGAGUCCAGCAGCUCUCUGAGGAGGAGCAGGACAAACAGAGGAUGGAGGAGGAGAGGGCUCAGAUGGUACGGUUACCCAUCACAACCACGAUGGAUAAACCACCACACAUUUAGAGAUGGAAAAUAACUAUUCUAGUACGCUCGUUGUUUUUUUGUUGUCUUUGAUGUGAUGAUUGUUGUGAUGCAGGCAAACAUAUGGAGGUUACAUGACCUUUAUGAUACAGUCGGAGAGGACAAGCCUCUGAAAACAGGUGAGAACCUUUUCCUAUCGAUACGAUUCUUACUCACUGAGUGUAUUUUCUAUGAGGGGCCUGCCUGUGUUAAAUGUGUGUGUUCUUUCGCCAUAGGAAAAUGUUAUAAGGUUCCUCCGGGUCUUGAUGAUUCUGGGAAGAGGAAAAGGAAAGGCCCCUCUGCGCUGCAGGACUUCUGGACCUGGUACACUGGCACCUGUAAGUUGUGUGUAAACGCGUGCGUUGGUGUGUCUAUGAAGACUAAAUAGGAUGGUAUAUACCUGACAAAUGCCUCCUCUUGUUGCAGAUGACCCCCCUGAACCCAGGCUAAAGAAUGGACCCACGUAUACAGGUAAUGGUGGAUCUCAUAACUAAAUGACAGGAGAUAGAGUUCUCUUUUGGACCCGCGAUUAUAUGGCGCUUACAGCAAGUGGUGUUUCUUUUACAGACUUGAACUACAUCUAUAUGAGUAAAAUGAAAGACAAGCUGAAGACCCGGAAAAGGAUUCUUAGAAAAACGGUAUGUGUGUACUGCUAUGGGUCAUGCUGCAAGGAGCAUUUGUUGCUGUUUUUAGUGUUGAGUGUGUAUGAGUAUGUACUGAACAUACAGCCUUUUGCCCUUACAGGGUGUGUUUGUGUCUGAUGAGGAGCUGAGAAGGACGUACCUGCAACUGGACGAGAGAGAAGAGGAGGAGUCAGAGGGCCUCAGACACCACGACCCGCUAGGCCUGCACGAUGACCUCUCUGACAACGAACAUGACCCUUUGACUGAUGAAGCCCCGGCUGACUUCCUGAGUGGACAGGACUUCAUACCAGGUAGACACUGUCCUGUCUUUCUAUCUCUCAGACCACAUUCACACCUGCUAUUAACUGCACACAUUUUAAGGCAAGGUGUAAACCGAGCCAUCAGGUCUUGACUGUGUGUCUAUGUCCAUUGACUGACUGUAGAGUUAGACUAAUGUAUUAGUGUCACUCCACAAUGAUACGUUACUUGACCAAAAAAAACACAGAUUUAAAAAACCACUUGUGGACCAUUCAGAAAGUUUUAAGACACUGUAGGCAAUCAUAGGCAAAGAUGGUAUGUUUACAAUGUUUCUGUUGCUGCCAGGGGCAGACAUGGACGGACUGAGUUACGAAGACCUGGUGAAGAAGAGUGUGGUACGUGUCUCAAUGCCCCAGUCUUUCUGGGUCAUGUUCCAGAGAGGAAUACUAGAGGGUUCUGUGUAGCUAGCCACUGAUUUUCCCCCCACUUCCUUCAUAUUUCAGGAGCAGUUCCUGGUGAACUCCCAGGGUUAUGCCCAGGAGACGGCGCUGUCGAAAAGAGUGAAGGAAUGGGAGGACAAAAUACGACCGGAGCUCAUCUAUCAGGUAAGAUUCAAUUACCGGUAUAUACUUUCCAGACAUUUUGCUGUAGAUCAACCAAUUUUAAUUGAAAAAAUUGACAGUAUCUAUUCUAUUCUAAUCAAAUAUAUUAUCAUUUUUCACUCUGUUGGUGAUUUCUAGUGUGGCAUGAUGUGUGAUCUGUUGGCUAAACCUCCUGACCCCAUGUCUCUGUAGGAGGAGCGUCCUACCUUUGACAUCCAUGACUAUGGGGACAGGAUCGUAGCAGCGUUGAGCAGUGUGGGCCAGAGGAGGACCUUCGCCUCUAUAGUCCACGGCAUGGACAACUUCGAGGCCUGCAAGUACAUGCUGGCUUCCCUUCAGCUGGUGAGUAUGUGUGUGUGAUUUGAAGGAAUUUAAUACACCACAAUCUAAUCAAGUGUACUCAGCCACUGUCUGGAGUUUACAGUCUUGACACUGAACUGAACACUUGAAAUUUAAAGAUACUUGAUUUUAUUGUAUGACAAAUUAGUUUGAUAGCUUCUAGUACAAGAUGUAUUUGUCUAUAGUAACUCCAUUACUCUACCAUCAGGACACUGUGUUAUCAGGUAGAGGUUAUUAUCAUGCUAUCCUCUGUAGCUCAGCUGGUAGAGCGCGGCGCUUGUAACGCCAAGGUAGUGGGUUCGAUCCCCGGGACCACCCAUACACAAAAAAUGUAUGCACGCAUGACUGUAAGUCGCUUUGGAUAAAAGCGUCUGCUAAAUGGCAUAUUAUUUUAUUAUUUAUUAUCUCCUCUUCAGGCCAAUGACUACACAGUGGAGAUCGACAGGAGUGAGGGUCUCGAGGAAAGCAUCGACACCAUGGGACUCACUCUGCUCAGCAAACACAGGGCCAACCAACGAUUCAAGAACGCCCUUGCAACCUCAGACCCUAUAUGACCCAGACCCAUUCAUCUCCUGAACCUGAUCAUGUGUGUGUGAGCUCUUGCCUCCUAUAGAUUUAG
Molecule: messenger RNA, 6923 nt
Organism: Coregonus sp. 'balchen'
Lineage: Eukaryota; Metazoa; Chordata; Actinopteri; Salmoniformes; Salmonidae
Source: the annotation of a GenBank genome assembly